GCUUUCACUCACGAGGACAGGUCUUGUCACGGUAAGACAGGCGGUCAUUCACUCAUUCUCUCUAUUGUCACUUUUCACCUGUCACUCCUCUUUCCGACCGUGCACGCUAAGCUCCCACCUGCAUGGCGGAGCGCACCGGCUUACCCGUCCUGGACCUUUCCAUGGCACAGGAUCCGGAACAGAAGGCGACGCUCCUCGAGCAGCUUCAUGACGCUCUGUUCAAUGUCGGGUUUCUCUAUAUAAAAAACCAUGGUGUCCCUUCCCAGACGAUCUCAAAUUUGGCUGCACUGCUGCCUGCGCUGUUUAACCAGCCAGCGGAAGCGAAGGCCUCCCUCACAAAACUGAACUCACCUCAUUUCUUAGGAUAUAGCGGUUAUGCUGAGGAAACCACAUUGGGCGAGAAGGAUCUCCGAGAACAAUUCGACCUUGCUACAGAGCUGCCAGUCGUUUACGAUCCGUUGGCGUCACAAACGGAUACGCGCAGGAAUUUCUCAAAGCCUUACUGGCACCUUCGAGGCCCCAAUCAAUGGCCGUCGGAGGGCUAUGUCCGUGGCUUCCGCAAGGCGUUCACAGAGUAUCAUGAUGCACUGCAAGAGCUAUCGUAUAGCUUUGUACACCUUGUUGAAGAAGCCUUCGGCAUCCCUGUGAGCACUUUCGAUGCCUUCUUUCCACGGCCUACGUCGGCUCAUGAAGGUGUGCACGACGAACACGUUGCUCUUAGGCCUCAGCACCGUAUUAAGUUGGUUCGGUACCCACCAAACCCGUGCAAUGAUACCCAGCAAGGUGUUGGUGCCCAUAAGGAUUCCAGUGGCUGGCUAACUUUCCUUUAUCAAGUUGGCAAAGAGGAGGGACUUGAAGUGCUUGAUGCGAGUGGGAACUGGAUCGCAGCUCCGCCCGUGGACGACACAUUCGUGGUUAAUUUUGGAAAUGCUUUCGAAGCUGCUACUGAGGGAGCUGUCAAAGCUACUGUCCACCGGGUCAAGGCCCCCGGCCCCAUGUCAAAUCCGCGAUACUCUAUCCCCUUUUUCCAAGGGCUUCCGCUCGAUCUAACAGUUUCUGAAAUCCGGUCCUACAUUCCAGGCACUGUCCGCAACCUUCGUCAAGAUCGACAGCAAACCACCAGUAAUGGAGACGUGUCCGCCUUCUUGGACCCCAGGUGGGACAGUCUCGGAGAAUCACAGCUCCGAAAGUGGAUUAGAAGUCAUGAAGAUGUUGGUAGAAAAUUCUAUGGGGACAUCACCGUGGCAUACUACCUGCAGUAGCUCGCGAGUGAAGGCAUUGCCAGCAGAUUUACGGUUCUUCACCAAGCGGCCGCUGCGGCUAUUCCUCAGCAGCAAGGCACGCAAACGCGGCUCACUCGGCAGAUGCUUAUCUCGGCAGAGCUUUCUUUCACUUUCUCUAUCCUGGAUUUGGCAGAAACUGCAGCGAGUCACAUUACGCUAACACGACGUUCCACCAUCGCACGCUAGAACGCGCCUUAUAGGCCUGUCUUCCCUACGGCCGAACGACGAAUCCAGAAGCUUCGCGGCCAAAAUACAUACGCCCAACUUGAACAUCUCCCUCACGGAGGUACUAUCGGCAACCAUUAGACUCUGGCGAAGAACCGAGCCACUAUCCCAUGGUGUGUACCACACAUCUGCGCAACGACUCACGGACCCUGCAGACGCCG
This is a messenger RNA of Trematosphaeria pertusa, 1669 nucleotides long. Its product is annotated as Clavaminate synthase-like protein. The transcript is spliced from 3 exons. Lineage: Eukaryota; Fungi; Ascomycota; Dothideomycetes; Pleosporales; Trematosphaeriaceae. The record is from RefSeq and is a predicted model, not a curated record. Bases 123 to 1262 code for a protein of 379 amino acids. Gene Ontology annotation, molecular function: dioxygenase activity.